UAUACUUGUAUUUUCUUUUUCUACCUGAAAAGCUGUGCUAAAAAGUGAAAACAUAUUUUUAACCUUCAAGUUAUUGACACAAAUGUUCAUAUAAUUUCAAUUUAUUGGUGGCAGAUAACGUAAUAAUUUUCCUUUAAAACUGUUCAGUACUAACGUAUUGAAAAAAAAAGGAAAUGGCAAGUUUAUUUAAUACAUUAUCUCGAAGGGUACCACAAUUGAUUAAAGUUAUUUCGCCUUCUAUUGCACAAUCUAAUCUCAGGAAAUUUUCUAUAUCUCCUUUGUUAACUGUACCAAGAAUUCAGGAACCGGCACCUAAUUUUAGUGGUACUGCCGUAAUUAAUGAUUCUUUCAAAACUAUAUCAUUGAGCGAUUACAAAGGAAAAUACGUAGUUUUAGUAUUUUACCCGUUAGAUUUCACUUUUGUAUGCCCAACAGAAUUAGUAGCUUUGGAUGCGAGAAUAGACGAGUUCAAAGCUCUAAAUGCAGAAGUAAUUGGUUGUUCUAUCGAUUCUCAUUUCUCACAUUUAGGUUGGAUGAACACAAAUAGAAGCGAUGGUGGAGUAGGUAAAUUGAGAUAUCCACUUUUGUCAGACAUUAACAAAGAAAUUGCUAAAACUUACGAUGUUCUCUUGGAAAAAGAAGGUAUCGCUUUAAGAGGGACUUUUAUUAUUGACCCUAAUGGCAUUCUAAGACAAAUUACCAUUAAUGAUUUACCUAUUGGAAGAUCUGUAGAUGAAGCUCUACGAAUUAUCGAAGCACUGAGAUUUGUAGAGGAACACGGUGAAGUUUGUCCAGCAAAUUGGAAAAAAGGAGAUAGGACUAUUAAACCCGAUCCUCAGGGGUCACAGGAAUAUUUCAAGAAAACCCAUGGUUAAAAUUCAAUAGAAAAUAUGUUAUAAAUUUAAAAUUUGUUGGGAAUAUAUGUACAAAACAAAAAAAAUAAGUGGCAAAAGAUAAGGGUGCAGAAGAAA
Anoplophora glabripennis (Asian longhorned beetle) is the source of this 971-nucleotide messenger RNA. RefSeq names its product peroxiredoxin-1. Bases 174 to 875 code for a protein of 233 amino acids. NCBI's taxonomy places the organism in Eukaryota, Metazoa, Arthropoda, Insecta, Coleoptera, Cerambycidae. The record is from RefSeq and is a predicted model, not a curated record. Gene Ontology annotation, biological process: cellular response to stress; cell redox homeostasis; hydrogen peroxide catabolic process. Gene Ontology annotation, molecular function: thioredoxin peroxidase activity. The transcript has 6 exons. Gene Ontology annotation, cellular component: cytosol; mitochondrion.